This is a messenger RNA of Staurois parvus, 330 nucleotides long. The record is from the annotation of a GenBank genome assembly. NCBI's taxonomy places the organism in Eukaryota, Metazoa, Chordata, Amphibia, Anura, Ranidae.
GAUCUGGGAGCGUGCAGCAUGGCAAUCGGCAGUGCGCUGUGUCCCUCGGACACAGCGGAUCACCGAUCAACGGAAAGAGCCGAAGAUGUCGGCUCGGUCAUGUGAUCAACUGUGUCCAAUCACAGCUGAUCACAUCCCCAGCAGUGCCACCUAUCAGUGCCAGCUGUCAGUGCUCAUCCAUGCCACCUGCCAGUUCCCAUCAGUGCCUACCAGUGCACAUCAAUGCCACAUAUCAGUGCCCAUCUGAGCUGCCUUUCAGUGUCACCCAUCAGUGCCAGACAGCGGCACCUAUGAAUGCCAGUCAGUGACGCCUAUCAGUGUGCAUCAGUG